AACUGACUAAAUAUAACUUAUCUUUCAUCUUUGUAAUGAUCAGUCUCAAUUUGCGUAUAUAAAUAGCAUAUCUUGAUAUCAUCAGACGAAAAUGAAUCACGCAAUCAGAUCAGUUAGAGCCAAUCCACCAACUGUUCUCUCGUCUCCUCUUCCAUAUAGCGUUGGCCAAAAAGCUUCAGUCGUCAAAUUUAGGCAGGUAAUUACUCAGUCUAGGCGAUCAGAGAAUCCAUCAAGCAUGGAUACUUCUCAGAACCAGAUGAACCCCAAAGAGAAAAUGGACCCGAAUAACCCGCAAGAGAAAACAGGGGACGUGAUGUCUCAUUCAUAUGGAGAGGGAUAUGCCACGAGGUCUGAUGAAGAAGGAUUUGGUGGCAUCUAUGGAGGCAAUCAGUCCAUUCCUAAAGUCGAAAUAGAUAAGGAAAUCCAUGAAAAUCACCCAGCUUAUGACAAGACCCAAGGAAGCGAAGUGAAGGAGAAGGAGAAAGCCCGCCAUCAGACCGAUGCAUCAAGCUAGAUGGAAAAAUUCGUUAGUAUUAACGUUAAUGUAUUCAUGUUUCCUGGCUACGUUCCUCGACGGAAUGCACUUGGUUGAAUAAUGAAACAUGCUUUAUAUUUUUAUUUCAGUCGCCCGAAUUUAAAAUUAGUUGAAUUCAGUCAUUCACACAUCUGUCUGUGCUGAACUGUACCAUAAAAUCAUGAACAGUAUAUCAGACAACUUCUAGAACUUGCCAGGGUUUAGUCCUAAAAAACAUAGCAGGGCAUUGUAGCUGUAGAACAAUCUUUAGUCUCGCCUUGUGUAACGGCUAGAUCCUCAGAAGAAAGAAAUUAAUGGAUCAUGGAAGGACAUGAACACAUUCAAAAGUCAAAAGAUUUUACAAUAUUUUAUAUAUGAUUUGAAGAACAACUGGCCGUUUACAAGAUUUUAAUGCCUGUUUCUUGUAGAGUUUCGUGUCGUUGAUUACCAUGUAUAACUUCUUAUUUUGUUCACUCCAGUCUUUGAUAUACUUAUUGAAUUUGUAUGGGAA
This is a messenger RNA of Pistacia vera, 1025 nucleotides long. RefSeq lists its product as uncharacterized. Lineage: Eukaryota; Viridiplantae; Streptophyta; Magnoliopsida; Sapindales; Anacardiaceae. The coding region runs from base 92 to 514 and encodes 140 amino acids. The transcript is spliced from 3 exons. The record is from RefSeq and is a predicted model, not a curated record.